CACAAAGGUCCCAAAACAGAUAAAAAUUGCGUGAGAGGGUUUGAGAGAGUUUUUUUCGGAAUGAAGGUAGUGCAUUGGCUUCUAACGGUGGCUGUGGCCUGGUGGUUUCGACAAGAUGGAGCUGCCACCGGGUGCGAUCACAAGUGUGGGAAGGUGACCGUACCUUAUCCAUUCGGGCUCGAACCCCAAUGUGCGAGGUCCCAAGAUUUUUUGCUCAAUUGCACCAACGUCGAAGGGAGCGAUCUUCGACUAAUGUUGGGGAAUUUUACCAUUCGCAAAAUCUUGGCCGGGCGCUCGACCAUGGUCGUCAGCCUCCCCGAAGCAUACCAGUGCUACGAUCAGAAUGGCAAGCUAGCAAAAGAAAGGAAUCCUGUGGUCAUCGAUCUGUCUCCAUAUCCUCGGUACAAAUUCUCGGAAACCCUGAACAACCUCACCGUCCUCGGCUGCAACACCAUGGCGGUCGUGGCCGACAGAGAAGGGACGUUUGGGAGCGGGUGCAUCUCCUACUGCGGCAAAAACGUUGACUUCACCAACGAGACCACUUGCUCCGGUCGAGGAUGCUGUCAAGCAUCCAUCCCAAAGGGGUUCAGGACGCUCAACAUUAGCAUCUCCUCCCUCAACCGAAACGUGUUGGCCUCGCAACUCGGCCACUGUGAACGGGCCUUCGUGGUGGACAACAGGUCAUUCCAUAUCUCAAAGUUGACUCUUCCGAGGUUUGAGGAUGUGGGCAACACCCCGGGCCUUGUUCUGGAGUGGAUGGUCGAAUCGAACACGAGUUGCAACAUGGCCAAGAAGAAUGGGUCGAGCUAUGCCUGUGGUCCCUACGCGGCAUGUAAGGACUUCGGGGAUGUACUGGGUUAUCGCUGCACUUGCAAGCAUGGGUACAGGGGGAAUCCCUAUGAUCGCACCCAGGGGUGUACAGACAUCAAUGAGUGCGUGGAACCAGAAAAAUACCCAUGUUAUGGAAAGUGCAAGAAUAUUCCUGGGAGCUACGAAUGCCGAUGCGGACUUGGAAAAAGGGGCGACGCUAGAAAACGUUGCAAAGUUUCUCCUUUGGGCAUAGCUAUUCCAGUGAUGGCUGUGUCCUUCUUCGGCAUAAUUGUUACUGCUUCAGUCCGGGUCACAAUGAGGUGGAGACUCAGAAAGAUCAACUUCAGAAAAAAUGGAGGAGAGCUCAUGAAAAACCGCAAAGUGCCAAUAUUCACAGAGUCAAAAUUGGCGAAAGCAACCAACCCCAAAAAGCUCCGCAGUGAUGGUUUUGGUUUUGUCUAUAAAGGGACACUAGAGGAGCAAUAUGGCACCGUGGUCGUGCGGGACACCGUGGUCGUGGUCAAGAAGCCUAAAGAUAUGGACAGGUCUCUACUAAACAAGGAUUUCCAGCAUGAGCUUGAAAUUCUUAUGAACAUAAGCUGCAAAAAUGUGGUGAAGCUCAAAGGCAUAUGCUUGGAGACCAAAAUACCAUCGCUGGUUUAUGAAUACAUUCCGAAUGGCAGCCUCUUCCAACUCAUCCAUCAAAACAAGUCGACCAUCUCGUGGGAAAAACGCUUCAAAAUAGCUGCCGAAGCUGCUCUUGCACUCAAUUAUAUGCACUCCAAAAUACAAUCCCCGAUCUUUCAUGGCAAUAUUAAGUCAGCAAACAUACUUCUGGAUCAAAACAACUCGGUGAAAAUAUCCGAUUUUGGAACUUCAGUACUCAUAUCACCAAAGCAUAGACAUAUCGUAGCCACUCAGAAAAAAGACUCGUUGGCCUACAUCGAUCCGGAAUAUUUAGUCACCGGUAUGCUAACACCUCAGAGCGAUGCAUACAGCUUUGGAGUUGUCCUGGUGGAGUUACUCACAGGAAAGGAACUUUUUGUUACUGAGUCUGAAAAGUCAUUCAAUACCAUCCAUUGUUUCAUCUCUUCUGUGAAGGGCGACACACUCUCCGAUGUCAUAAACUUUGAGGGCGCUAGUGAAUAUGAAAUGGAGAGAAUACGAACUGUAGCUAAGAUUGCAGUGAAGUGCUUGGACCAAAGCGGUGCGAACAGGCCAGCAAUGAGCCAUGUGGCUCAGCAACUCGCCAGUAUCAACCCAAGCUCGACAGUUGAAGAAGAGAAUGAAGAGCCCGAACGGGAAGUGGAUGCAGAAGAACUCUCAAGCUGUCUUUCCUGUCUGGGAAUGGAUUCAACUUCUUCCUGCAUCUGAUCCUUUAUUACCAUAGCGACAUGUCUGUCAAUUUGGCUGUAAGGACUUCUAGAGUUGAUUAUGUGCUUGGAAUAUAUGUUAUGUGUGCCAUUUUCUUUUGGACUUUAUAUUUGUGGAAGCAUCUUUGCAAGUUCAAGCGUGAGAAUCUAAUAUGAUAUAUGUAAAGCCGUGCGUUGAAGUGGACUUAUAGGAGGCUAACA
Molecule: messenger RNA, 2384 nt
Organism: Eucalyptus grandis
Lineage: Eukaryota; Viridiplantae; Streptophyta; Magnoliopsida; Myrtales; Myrtaceae
Product: wall-associated receptor kinase 2
Exons: 3
Coding region: 61-2184 (707 amino acids)
Biological process (GO): cell surface receptor signaling pathway; protein phosphorylation
Cellular component (GO): plasma membrane
Molecular function (GO): protein serine/threonine kinase activity; polysaccharide binding; ATP binding
Source: RefSeq, a predicted model, not a curated record